CUCCAGAGGCGGAGCUGCUCCCCGCGGCCCACGGUCCAGGCCUGGGGGAGACCCGGGGCGAGAGCGGAGCGGACGGGGGCGCGGCUGGGCGGCGCGGCCAGCCGGAACCCUCGGGUCCCGCCCACCUGCUGGAGGGAGCGGCGGCGCCGGCAGGGGAGGCGGGAGAGGCGCGGUGCGGGCGUGGAGACCGGCGUGUUGGGGAGCCGGCUGCGAGGUCCGCCCGGUCCGACCUGCGGGAGUCCGACUAGCUGCUUCUCGCGACGUCACCGGGGCUGCGGGCAGGGAGCCCGUUGGUCGUCUGCGGUCAGUACUGCGCCUCGUUUCCCCGCGCGUGCUGCCCAGUCAUCUCUGUGUCUUACGCAGGUUUCCUUCUGCCGAACUCGGGAGCGGCGAUGGGCAAGCCCGGGACCCGGGAGAAACAGCCGCAGGACUAGCGUCCUCCUCGGCCGGAGGAGCUGGGGAAGAGGAUGAGCGACAUUCCACCCAUAAUGGAAGUGUGUCCUCAUUGUAAGAAGCCGUUUAAGCGAUUAAAAUCUCACUUGCCACACUGUAAGAUGAGGGAACCAACUGUACCUGCUGAUCAGAAAGUCCAUCCAUCCAAGCCAGCUACACUUCCACGUGCUAAGAAAAUGAAGGGGCCAACCCAAGACUUAAUGAAAGCUAAAGGAAGAGAGUUAGACACAGUGAGUGAGGAAAGAAAUACCACACUGACAAGGGACAAAUCAGAACGGACAGUUGCGCCCUUUCCACUCUUAGCUGUUGACCCAGAAAAGGCAAAUACUGCAAAGGAUCAAAAUCAGCACUCCUUCACAGUUGCAAAGCACACAGAGCCAAAGAGAGCUUUCCAGGGUAAAACUAAGGCUCAGCUUGAUGCAUCAGAUAACACCUCUCCUGAAAGAGAAGUUGCCCAAGAUUGGCUUAAAUCAGACAGAAGUAGGUGUAAUCCUCCAGAAACUGAAGCGCCUUUACUGGUUGACCCAAUGGAACUUUCUUUGUCAGAUCACAAUAGAAAAUACUCCUCAGCCCUGCCUGAUGAGGUACAAGCCACUUCUGUGAAUUUAAAAUCAGACACAAUGGAUCCUCAAAGACUUUUAGUUAAAUUAAUAGAUGUACCCGUGACUGAUUAUCAUCAUUCUCCAAGGAAUCUCAGCAAAGGAGUUCAGAGACUAAAAAUAUCCAUGUGGAGCAGAGAGACAGAUUCCAGAGGAAGAGGUCACGUCCCAGGAGCCUCUGCUGACACUGAGACUCAGGAAGAGAAUUCAGCAUCACCCAUUUUAGGCCUUCUCGUUAGCCCAUUAGGUGAGAACCAAGAAAAAGAACUUGGCCUUGGAGCAGAAGCUUGUGGGGGCAAGGGGAAUGCAGAGGAAAGUGCGUCUACCACAGAGGUGCAGGAGCGGGCCUCCGUGAGCUGUGGCUCUAAGCACUUAAACCCUGGCACUUCAGUCUCCCAGGGGAAGCUGGAAGAUGCAGGUCCACUUCUCAAUCUGUUUGCUCCACAGGAGGCAGCUCACAGUAAGUUUCUUUCUGCCUCGCAAUCAAGUAAUCAAAGUCUUGCUUCUCUGGCUAUGAAAUCUCUUCAAGAAGAGAAAGCACAGUUCUGCAGUCAUCAGCAAGUCCCUGAUGUAAAUUUAUUAGUGGAGAUUAAGGCACAAGCUCUGGAACCCAGACCUAGCUGCCAGCCCCACGCAUUGUACACUGGGUCCCCACAGUCUCCACCUGCAGCUCAGCAUCACCUUCCUAAAAGCUGGUUGAUCGGUCACAUUAGCGCUGCUGACAGGAAGACUCUUUCCAGCCCCUUGGGGUUGGAGUGGUUCCCAGAGCUCUAUCCUGGUUAUCUUGGACUCGGGCUGUUGUCCGGGAAGCCUCAGAGUUGGAACUCAGUGGCCCAGAAGCCUCAGCUCUCCAGUCCUCAGGGAGAAAGUCUCUCACAAGUUCCUUUGUUGGGAAGAAGCUCGACUGAUUUAAGGAGUUUGGAACCCCCGGCCAGGCUUACCACCUCCAGCUUUCCUCUGAGGAGGCUCUUGGGAGCUGUGCACAAAGGCUGGCUCAGGUGCAACGCCGUGGUGAGGAAGAGCGGGGUCGGUGGCAUUACCAUGCUCUUCACGGGCUACUUCAUCCUCUGCUGCAGCUGGAGCUUCCGGCAUCUGAAGCUGCAGCGCUGGCGAAAGUAACCUUGGCCUGGAUACCAUUGAAGCCAAAGCUCGGAGCCUCAGGAGCCGGGUGAUGCCUGCACAGACAGGAGAGGGAGCCCAGAAUAAAGUUACUGAAUCUAAAACAGCCGUAGAAAGUGUGUCUUAUUAAGAUGGACAGACCUGGCUCUGUCUGGUGUUUCUUUGGCUUACUUUCAGAAGUGACUAAGAGUUACUUUAAAAGACCAUUUUUGUUUAAUCAUAAGAUUGUUAUUCAAAGUGUCAUGAAGAUGAUAAAUGGGUCAUUUAAAUUAAGAAACUAUUUCUCAAUUCUCAAUAAAAAGGAGUAUCUCAGUUUUAACUCUUUCUCCCCAAAGUUGUUCUCGAAACCUUGGUGUUUUGCCAUUUGUUGAGAUACUAGACUCCAUAUAUACUGAUAAAGGAUACUGUCCAGACUGUCAGAAAAUAAGCCUAAGUGGAGGCCCUUGCCUCUUGGAAAGAGCCCUCUGGACCCUCGGGCAGACUGGGGUCUGAGCAGCAGGGCGCUGUGGGAAGGGCACUUAAACACUCCUGCAAGUGUGUCCUGAGCCGAUCAGAAGUAGCACACCAACAGAAAAGGUUAAGGUCCCUUUGUGCAUCUUCAGCGAGUGUAGCAGUGAACGUGGGAUCUCCUUUGAUCGUCUCUUCCUGGGAACUUCAGGAUCCCACCCCAUCCCUUCUCAAGAGCAUCUUUCAGUUUGUCAGUAUUAGUUUGGGCUGAUGGGUUUUCUGGGCCUCUUCCCCUGAUCAAAAUAGUGUAGCCAGUGCAGUGGCACACACUUAUACUCCCAGCCCCCGGGGAGGCUGAGGGAGGAGGACCAGGCCAGCCCUGGCCACUUAGUGAGACCCUGUCUCAAACAAGUAAAGGGGCUCUACUCGGUGGUAGCACGUCCCUGUACUGGGGGGAAAAUACUCAAUGUUUAAUUUUUUAACUUUGAGUUCAACCCCUGGACAGGAACACGGGUGCCAGCUGACAGGGACAAGGGGCAUAAGCGGGAAGUCAUUUCUCCAAACCUGCUUGUGGCGCACACCAGCUGGUCUCGCACGCUGCCCAGACCAUAUGGACCUCCCUCCCUCAGCUUUGCUGUGACAUUGUCACAGCGAGACCCCGAGGUCAGUCCCACUCCCCAGCCCCUGCACAGUCACCCAAGCACAGACGUGCUCCCGACUGGUGUGUGCCUGCCCCUGGCUUCCUUCCUCUCCUCAGGGCUGGACACUGGGUCUGCUGCAUCCCCUCUCCAGUGGCUCAGGGUUAAUGCUGCAGCACACCGUCACGAUUAGGGAAACAGUGCUCCAAAGUGUGGCACCAUGGUAACCAGAAUUCUCCAUGGCAAAAUUGGCAGUGAGGGGGAGAGCCUGCCCUUUGGUUGUUCUAGCUUAUUCCUCGGACCCUCGCUGGAGCCCGGGAACCAUCCAUCUCUUUUGAAAGGGCCUCCCGUUAAUGACACAGGAGUUCCCUCCACACUCCCCUCUGUCUGCAAGGUCAGAAAUGCUAGGUCACCCUCUUUGUCCCCUUGGCAGGGGGCAGACUCCUGCAGUCCACAGGUCAGAUCAGCCCCUCAUUUAGUUAGGUGUUAUCUCUGGCCAUUUCACACCACAGCAAAGUGGAAUAGUUGCAGCAGGAACUGUGUGCCCCCAAAAGUGAAAACAUUUGCUGUCUGACCCUUUUCAGGGUAUGCCCACCCCUGCCCCAGAGGAGCACGGCGCCUGGCACCUCUGCAGGAGUGAUGGGCAGCCCUGGGAUGGCUGCUCUGAACACCUGGGCUAGGAACCAGUUCAACAGGAGUUGGCUCUAGUGCCCUUGGGCCCUGUGCCGCCUCCUGGACCACCCAUAACACCCAGGUGCAGAGGCAGCACAAGGGCAGCUGGUCGCUCCCCAAGAUUCCUAUCAAGAACGUUGACCUAGGGCUGGCUCAGUUGGUAGAGUGCUUGCCUCAUAUGCACAAGGCCCUGGGUUCAAUCCCCAGCCCCGCAAAAAAAAAAAAAAAAAA
Molecule: messenger RNA, 4159 nt
Organism: Sciurus carolinensis (gray squirrel)
Lineage: Eukaryota; Metazoa; Chordata; Mammalia; Rodentia; Sciuridae
Gene: Mtnap1
Product: chromosome 3 C17orf80 homolog
Exons: 5
Coding region: 468-2171 (567 amino acids)
Source: RefSeq, a predicted model, not a curated record